CUGCUGCUGCUUGCGGCGGCGGCGGCGGCGGGGCUGAGCAUGGCGGCGGCAGCCGAGCCGGGUGGGCUGCCGGCCAAGAAGCUGCGGAUGGCCUACGCCACGGGGCCGCUGCUUAAGUUCCAGAUCUGUGUUUCCUGAGGCUACAGGCGGGUGUUUGAGGAGUACAUGCGGGUUAUUAGCCAGCGGUACCCAGACAUCCGCAUUGAAGGAGAGAACUACCUUCCCCAACCUAUAUAUAGACACAUAGCAUCCUUCCUGUCAAUCUUCAAACUAGUAUUAAUAGGCUUAAUUAUUGUUGGCAAAGAUCCCUUCGCUUUCUUUGGCAUGCAAGCUCCAAGUAUCUGGCAGUGGGGCCAAGAAAAUAAGGUCUAUGCUUGUAUGAUGGUUUUCUUUCUGAGCAACAUGAUUGAGAAUCAGUGUAUGUCAACAGGUGCAUUUGAGAUAACUUUGAAUGAUGUUCCAGUGUGGUCUAAGCUGGAGUCUGGUCACCUUCCUUCCAUGCAGCAACUUGUCCAAAUUCUUGAUAAUGAAAUGAAACUCAAUGUGCAUAUGGAGUCAAUGCCCCAUCAUCGAUCAUAGCCCCUUCUAUCAGCACUGAAACUUCUUGCAUUAAAGCAAAACUUUCCAUUGGCAGCGUGGCUGAAACCAAUGAAGGCCUGCACUGAAGACAGCAAGCUGUUAGUGCAGACUGGAUGCUUUCUUUACAGUCACGUUGUACCUCCUGAAAAACCUUGAUGGAAGACCUCUUUCAGUGCUGGCAUGUUUCCAAAUACUGCACGUUCAUGGAGUGCAAUAAUACUGUAUAGUUUUUUUUUUUAAGAGUUAAUUCGACCAGUUCAUAGCUAAACAAUACAGGCAUUACUAAUUGUAACUUUUAUUUUAUAUUCACGUUUCACAGAAUGGCAGAUUGAGUUGAUAUCUAAUUUUUCCUUGGAAAAAGUUUGUCUAAUCUGUUGUAAUUUUAUAUGAAUUUAUGUUCUUUUUGUAGUUUAAAAUAGAAUUACAGGAAUAUCUGAUAUAGUCCUAAACUGUCUUAAAUAAUUGACAACUAUCUAUCAGACAUCUCUAAUAUGGUUAUAUCAGGUUUGUAUAUUUUUCCAAAUAUAUUGCAGAGUGAAAUGGUGCACUAUAUGCUAAAUUAUAUGGACAAAACUAUAUGGAGAGUAAUUACAUCACUUUUGUGAUUUCCAGAAAAAACAAAAAAGUUAACUGCUUUUUAAACUGCAUUGGCCAGCUCAGGAGUUUCUUCCUCAACCAGUUAAAAGAAUUGAAAAGCUGGGCCUUUAUACUGUCCUAAAUAUAAACUAAGCAAAUGUAAUUUAAAUAAAGAGUUCUCAUUUACUGUG
Messenger RNA from Gavialis gangeticus (Gharial), 1346 nucleotides. It is a transcript of the gene SELENOT, whose product is annotated as selenoprotein T. The record is from RefSeq and is a predicted model, not a curated record. Gene Ontology annotation, biological process: cell redox homeostasis. NCBI's taxonomy places the organism in Eukaryota, Metazoa, Chordata, Crocodylia, Gavialidae. The annotation marks the transcript as partial. The transcript is spliced from 6 exons. Gene Ontology annotation, cellular component: endoplasmic reticulum membrane. Gene Ontology annotation, molecular function: thioredoxin-disulfide reductase (NADPH) activity.